Molecule: messenger RNA, 561 nt
Organism: Dromiciops gliroides (monito del monte)
Lineage: Eukaryota; Metazoa; Chordata; Mammalia; Microbiotheria; Microbiotheriidae
Gene: SPMIP10
Product: testis expressed 43
Exons: 3
Coding region: 33-557 (174 amino acids)
Source: RefSeq, a predicted model, not a curated record
UUCUGUUGCUAUUGGACCUGAGAAGGAUCGCUAUGGAAACAGGAAUCCCAUUAUUCCAUCAGGGGUUCCAAUUUCAUCACAAGAAGAAUUUAUCUGUGAGCGAAGCCCUUUUUAAUCAGUCAGUGUUUGGACUCUGCUCUGGAGGACAUCUAGUGAUGGCCACAACUUCAGCAGGAGAAGCAAAAGAAGAUCUUUCGCCUUGCAUUCCCAGUGAUAAAAAGGAUGAGCUCGAGAAAUGGCCCAACCAGAUACACUUGCCCAAGUUUUCUGUAAAACAAGGGCUAAUUCCCAGGCAUUACGUGAUGAACUGGAAACAAGACAUGAAAUUCAGGAGAGUGCAUCUAAAGCAUGCACAGCUGAGUGGGAUCCACGCAGGUCCUUUAGAAGAAAGCCUGUUUCUGGAUCGCUCUGAAAGACUUUGCCAUGGGGAAGAUCGCGAUAAGGUUUUAAAGAAAAUUUCCCCCCACCUAAAAAUAGCUGAUAUGCCUUUACAUUCUCCUCUUUCCAGAUAUCAAAGUACUGUUAUUUCUCAUGGAUACAGGAGGCAACUGAUAUAAAAAA